UAUCUUCACUAAUCCUUCUGUUUUUCCAUCUUCUACACGUUCUCAGCAGCUUCACUUUCCUCUCCUCCUUCCAUCCUCGGUAUUUCUCUGUCGUCUGUUUAAAGCGCUUCUACUCAUCCAGAGUACGUUUGACUGCUUUAUUCACAACUACAAUGCAAACUUUUACUCCAAACUGUGGUUAAUAAAACCUUCUUACUUCGGAGACGUGACCCUGAAUCUUUUGCUCCUCCUAAUUGCUCCAGAGUCUUUCCUGAGGCUGUGCUGGUAAAUGAUGGGAUAACUGCAACCCUUCACCUCUGCUGCCCGUUCAGCUGCAAACCGACGCCAUCAGAUGUUAUCAUUACGUUCUGGGCUGAGCAUGGAGAGAGAAAGAGUCAGCACCAUGAAGAUCUUCCUCACUCCGGUGAUGCCCUUCCUGCUCUUCCUCAUCCUCCCUGAUGGCAUCUUCUCCAGCAGCUGCCCCAAAGAUUGCUCCUGUUCCACUCCAGAAUCCAUCCUGUGUUUCCAGAGACGAUCCUCCAGCAUUCCCAGAGGCGUGGACCCAUCCACCAAAAGCAUCUACCUCUUUGCCAACGGGAUUGAAGGCUUAAGAGCUGAGGACUUUGAUGGUCUAGAGAACUUGGAAAUGCUGGACCUCAGUCAAAACAAACUGACCCGCCUUCCUGACAGGGUAUUUGAACCUUUAACUUCUUUGAGAAACCUGGACUUGUCAUCCAACCAGAUCACCCACAUUUCAGAGGAAUGUUUCCACGGUAUGACGCUGCUCGAGCGCCUUUACCUGUACAGUAAUCACAUCAAGACCAUCCACCCAGCGGCCUUUAAUGGCCUGGAGCACCUGCUGGAGCUCAAACUGCAGGGUAACCAGCUGACAUACCUGCCGGCUCUCUCAAUGCCCCGACUGCUGCUGCUGGACCUUCGCUUUAAUGUCUUACCCAACUUGGGUCCUUCAGACAUCCAGACGCCAAACUUAGAGGCACUCAAACUGGGUGGAGUGGGGCUAACCAGCCUAAACAAGGAGCUCAUAGGCAGUCUGAAGAAUCUCCAUGAACUGGAUAUUUCAGGAAACCAACUCGAGUCCUUCCCCUCGGUGCUAAAGGAGACCCCAGGGCUGCUUCACCUCAGCCUGGCUGGGAACCCAAUGGGUCCUCUUAAGGUUCAGGACCUACAGAACCUCAGGGAGCUGUAUGAGUUGGACAUUAGCAGCCUCAGUCUGCAAGGCCUCCCUGAAGAGUUGUCCCAGCUCUUCCCCAACCUCAGAAAGCUCACAGCAGCAGAAAACCCCUUCAACUGCCUCUGCAACUUAGCGUGGUUCCCGAGAUGGCUCAGGGCUCAGAGCAUCACCUUGGAGAGAACUGAGGAGACCCGCUGCCAUUUCCCACCCAUCAAUUCUGGAAAGGUGUUAGAAAGACUGGAGCACAGGGACUUUGGUUGUCCCACCACGACGACAGUCACCACCAGCACUGUGAGAACUACCACCACCCCAUCUGCUACUGUCACCGCCUUCCCCACUACCACCAGAGCUGAUCCUGCCCCCAGGCCCAGCGACAACCCGACCGACCAGGAGGGAAACCUGCCCCUACCCCCCGUCCCUGCCUCCCCUAGCAGCAGCAGCAUGGACCAAGGUGAGGAGCAGCACUUCUGUCCCUCUCACACCUGUCUGAAUGGGGGUACCUGCCGAUUGGACCAGCACGGUCAGGUGGAGUGUACCUGCCCACAUGGUACCGUUGGCAUGUAUUGUGAAGUCCAGAACCACCCCCCGCCUUCACCACCUGACACUGAGCCCCCCAUGGCAACGGUCACUAACGAUGCACUGGACAUCAGCUCACAUCAAGCAACUGCAACCUCCAUCCUGCUGGACCUCCACCGCUACAUUGAAAUGAGGCCUUACAUCCGUGGAAUCCGUUUAACCUACCGCAACCUCUCCGGACCGGACCGCAGGCCGAUCCAGCUCAGCCUCCCUGCAUCCUUCCCAGAGUACAGACUCAGAGGCCUGAAUCCCAACUCCACCUACACUGUGUGUGCCAGUCCGUUAGGAGCUCCCAGCGGCGUAGACAGUGUCUGCACUGAGGCCCAUACGGCCCCUGAGACCACCAGGGGCCCUGACGCACAGUUUGAGGACCCAAAGCUAACCACCAUGCUGGUGCCUGCAAUCGCUAUCUUGCUUCUUGUGGUCCUGAUAGCAGUAGUGGUGGGGGUGGUAUGCUAUCUCCGCAGAAAGAGGGCCAAGGGCCACCUGGACCUGGAGUGUGAGCCCUCCCAGCUAGAGCUGGACGGGGUUAAAGCUGGACUGGACAACGGGGCACUUCCUCAAAAACAGCCCCAACUCAUGAUCCCUGAACCUGCUGUUCAAAACAGCAAUCUGGAAUAUGAGGUGUUGCUCCUACAAGACCACUGCACAUCAAAUAACAACACGUCCUCGCACAAGCCUUCCUACUUCUGAUAGUAGCUUUGAUUACUCAGAUCUAAAGGAGGAGAUUUAAGGUGAAAAGAGCAGAAACUGCUGUUUGUGAAAGUGGAGGACACAUCAUCAGCUGACCAGCUGGAUGUAGCUGAGCGUCCUUUGGUUGUCUAAGCAGACAUUAAACAAGUUCAGAAACAUUUGUUUGGACUUAAACAUUAAAAGUGCUUCAGCUCCAUGGACAUGCUGCGUACUGCUUCAGAACAUUCAGCUGUGAUGCUGGGACUGAUGCUGUGUUGUGAUUGGCUGUGGGUUUCAGAGACGUGAUGCCUUCACUGCCCUUCCAACAGCCCGACUGAACAUGCUGCCUUCCCAGGACCCCAAAGGGAUCAGUGCUUGCUGUGAAUGACCUUUCAGACACCAAAUGAAGUUGUGCAGAGAAAACACAUGAUGCUUGUGAUGCUUUAUUUGGCACAAAAACUUUGUAUUUUUUUAUGUCUGUUUCUAGAUGUUAUUUUUUAUUGUGGAACUUAGUGACUGUUAACAGCCUCAGCUGCCUCCACCUCCUGUGACUAACAGACAAAACAGCAGAUUAAAAUCUUUGAAGAUUAAAACUCGUUUGGUACCAGUAAAGUCAAUCAAAGGGCUUUGUCCCCAGAAUGUCAGACAGACUAAGUAGUUGUGAGUCUGGACACAGUCGAGACUAAAUCCUCCACCUUCACCGCUCUGCCAUCAGAAAGAGGGAGAAUAAUCAGGAUUACUGGAAGGUACAGACUGACUGAACUCCUCUGUUUCAGGGUUUCACCCAUUUUAGAGCUUAUCGUAGCUCCAGUAGACCAGCGCACAGGAGACUUUAUUUAUUUAUUCCCUGUAAUGGAAACUGUGUUUUCCCAACCACCGGUCACAUUCAGCACACGACUGCUGACAGCUAGGAAAGCAAACAGUGGGUGUGUAUUGUGUUUCCCUUGAGUAAAAAUAGUCUGCUUGAUGCAACGCUAUGCACGAUUUCUGCUGGCAAGGAGGGCCGAGUUCUGCUGGACUAUCAGCAGAUCUGAGAACAUGAAGCUAGAGUAGCAUUCUGAGAGUGUGUGUGUGUGUGUGUGUGUGUCUGUGUGUGUGUGUGUGUGUGUGUGUGUGUCUGUGUGAUAAUGCCGGUACAUGUCCUGUCUUGUGCAGAGACCUGCAGACAUCAGGUUAUCUGUUUCUAUGAGCCCUCAUGCCUCAGAGUACUUUAAGCCCCAACAACUGAUCCUGGAGGUAAACCCACCAAAGACACAUCUGUGAACAUCUGUAAAGUUACCUGCAGUAUUUCCAUCCCACGCUGAUAAAAUGCCUUCAAAAUCCACCAUCAAGUAAUGCAACUGGAAUAUUUGUCUGUAAAAUACAUUGAAGAUAACCAAACGUGUUUUCGAUGUGACUGUUAAUUUUUCCCUGUUAAUUUUGGGAAACUGCUUGUUGUCAUUUGUUGUUUUUUUAUUCUGUGAGCUUAUUUGUACAAGUGGAAAAAGUGAUAUUAUCAUUAAAUGAAUAUCCGAAAGUAAAA
Messenger RNA from Amphiprion ocellaris (clown anemonefish), 3941 nucleotides. RefSeq names its product vasorin b (gene vasnb). Bases 332 to 2440 code for a protein of 702 amino acids. The record is from RefSeq and is a predicted model, not a curated record. The transcript has 2 exons. Gene Ontology annotation, cellular component: plasma membrane. NCBI's taxonomy places the organism in Eukaryota, Metazoa, Chordata, Actinopteri, Pomacentridae. Gene Ontology annotation, molecular function: protein binding.